AAAAAAAAAAUCUUAUAUAAUACGGUAAGCUAUGUAUGGUUUCCCGAAUAAAAGCUGAAGAAAGGAAGAGGAAAGAAAUAGAGAAGAAGAAAAAAAAAGACUGACCGUAUUCUCCGUCGAUUUUAGCCGCCCGAAGAAAAUAUCAUCGUCUCUCCUUUCGUUUAAGCAGAAAUUUGCUCUGAUUUCAGUGUGCUUCCAACGAUGGCUAACGCGGCAUCAGGAAUGGCUGUGCACGAUGACUGCAAGCUAAGAUUUCUGGAACUGAAGGCGAAAAGGACACACCGUUUCAUCGUUUACAAGAUCGAGGAGAAGCAGAAGCAAGUGAUUGUUGAGAAAGUCGGUGAACCAGUCCAAACCUUUGAGGAGUUUGCGGCAAGUCUUCCUGCUGAUGAAUGCCGUUAUGCGAUUUACGAUUUCGACUUUGUCACAGCUGAAAACUGCCAGAAGAGCAAGAUCUUCUUCAUCGCGUGGUGCCCGGACAUAGCUAAGGUGAGAAGCAAGAUGAUUUACGCGAGCUCCAAGGACAGGUUCAAGAGGGAACUAGAUGGGAUUCAAGUAGAGCUUCAAGCAACUGAUCCAACCGAGAUGGAUCUCGAUGUUUUCAGAAGCCGUGCCAACUAAAAGUAAACACUCAAAGUUUCUCUCUUUGAAUGAUCUUAUUCUCUUAUCCUGUUAUUUUCGGAGUGAUGUUACUUUUUUUUCUAUAAUUUACAUUAUGCUGUGAAGGUUAUGAACCUAAAAACUUCAUUUUUUAUCUGUGUUUGGUCUUUGUGUUCAAUGUUGUCUUUGGUGUUCCAUCUUCGUUGUAGAUUUCACUAUUUUGAGUGGGUUUCUGAGUGUAAAGACUCAAUUCGUCUAAUUGAAGAUGAACCCUUUUGGUAUCAUUUAAUGUUA
Eutrema salsugineum is the source of this 894-nucleotide messenger RNA. RefSeq names its product actin-depolymerizing factor 1. Lineage: Eukaryota; Viridiplantae; Streptophyta; Magnoliopsida; Brassicales; Brassicaceae. The coding region runs from base 202 to 621 and encodes 139 amino acids. Gene Ontology annotation, biological process: actin filament depolymerization. Gene Ontology annotation, molecular function: actin filament binding. The transcript is spliced from 3 exons. Gene Ontology annotation, cellular component: cytoplasm; actin cytoskeleton. The record is from RefSeq and is a predicted model, not a curated record.